AUGAGUAAAACGAAGUUGUCAUUAAACGGCAUAUCGCGCAAUCUAACAAACUGCGAGAAGUUUUUGGGACGUUUUACAUUCAGCACAGGUCUCUUUUUUUUUCUAAAAUCUAUAGUUUUUGUUGCCAUAAUAUAUGCCUUGUACUACGCCUACGCAAUACGUGUCUUAAAUGCGAAGAUGUACGGCGAGCUUAUCCACGAAUUCGACCCGUGGUUCAACUACCGUGCGGCGGAGUACCUUAGCACGCACGGCUGGUCUUCCUUUUUUCAGUGGUUUGACUACAUGAGUUGGUACCCCCUUGGCCGCCCGGUCGGCUCUACGAUCUAUCCAGGCAUGCAGAUCACUGCGGUGGCGAUCCACCGUGUGCUGAAUGCGGUGGGUAUCCACAUGUCCAUCAACGCAGUCUGCGUGUACAUCCCAGCGUGGUUUGGCGUGGUGGCAACACUCUUGAACGCGCUGAUCACAUAUGAAAUAUCCGGUUCCCUCCUGGCGGUGGCGGUGGCGGCAUACACCUUCUCCAUGGUUCCAGCGCACACAAUGCGGUCCAUGGCGGGUGAAUUCGACAAUGAGUGUAUCGCCGUGGCGGCUAUGUUGUUGUGUUUCUACUUGUGGAUCCGAUCGCUGCGCAACGCGCGGUCGUGGCCAGUGGGGCUGGUGACAGGAUUGGCGUAUGGCUACAUGGUGGCGGCGUGGGGAGGACACGUAUUCACACUCAAUAUGAUUGCACUGCACGCAGGGCUGUCAGCCCUGCUGGACUGGGCUCUCAAUAGGUACAAUCCCUCGCUGCUGUAUUCCUAUUCAUUGUUCUUUAUCGUGGGGACCACCAUCGCGACGCGUGUGCCACCCGUAGGAAUGUCACCGUUCAAGUCCUUGGAGCAACUCUCUGCGUUGUUGGUAUUCGUUUUUCUGUGGACACUGCACAUGUCAGAAGCCCUUCGCAAACGUGCUGACGUCAACAACAUUCGGUCGCGCAAGUGCCUUCGUAUUCGCAUCCGCGCGCUCUCAAUGACAGCGUUUGGAUUGGUACUGGCAGCGGCACUGUUGUUGCCUUUAGGGUACUUCCAAUCAUUCUCACACAGAGUGAGGGCCCUGUUUCUGAAGCACACCUACACAGGCAAUCCCCUCGUCGAUUCUGUCGCAGAACAUCAAGCCACAUCCCGUGAGACGUUCCAAUCAUUCCUACGAAUUUGUGAAACCGGCUGGAUUUUGGGUUUUGCAUUAUUGUUACUGAAUUGCGUGAUGAGGGAAACCCCAGCAAAGACGUUUGUGCUUAUCUAUUCUGUUGCAGCGUAUUACUUCUCCCAGCGCAUGUCACGAUUAUUAAUCCUUGCCGGUCCUGUUGCAUCAACACUAACAGGGUUCAUUUUCGGACUAACGGCUGAGUAUGUCUUUAGCACAUUGUGGUGGAACGUGGCCACAGGCGAUCCCGAGGCCGAGGUCGGUUCAGUGUUAGACAAAAGGAAAACGCUAUUCAAGACAAACACAAAGAAGAAAGAAAUUACACACAACGACAAAAAAAAAACGGUAAUGGCGGUAUCUUUACCUCAAUGA
Messenger RNA from Phytomonas sp. Hart1, 1551 nucleotides. The record is from the annotation of a GenBank genome assembly. NCBI's taxonomy places the organism in Eukaryota, Euglenozoa, Kinetoplastea, Trypanosomatida, Trypanosomatidae.